CACGUUCCAGAGCAGGAACUACUUUCCUCCAGCACUUGACACUGAUGAUCGCCUGCUUGCUGUGCCCUUGUUAGCCAUGAAGCUAACUUAAGUCCCCCAUUUGGAAAUAUGAAUUGAGUUAAAUUUUUGAAAAAGAGAACUAACAGACACUUAUAUUUGCUAUUAAGUUGCUUAUAGCAAGAUGUUACGAGCCGGAAGUAUAGUGACCUGCAUGGCCUGCAGGAAUCUGCUUCCUUCCAGAAUGGGAGUAAAGUUUCGAGUACCACUGCAGAAACUGCACCCACUCUCCCGUGCCAUCCACCAUCGCUACAACGCAAACAGCAAUCCACAGAGACCACCCCACUGCUCGGCAGCUCGACAUUACACAUCUCUCUCUAGACUCCCCAUGUGCCCUCCGAAAUCCCGGUCAGGGGGCCACGGCUAUCAACAGCAUCGGACCUUCUGGGUGGCCCGUCUUGCUGCCAGACUGCUGAAAUUGAGGUACAUCGUGCUGGGCUCGGCAGUUGGAGGUGGAUAUACAGCAAAAAUGACGUAUGAUGAGUGGAAGGACAUGUUUCCUGACAUGAGCCAAUACACAUGGAUUGUGCCAGACUUUGUUUGGGAGCUGAGUGAAAAUAUUGACUUGGCCAAGCUUGCCAGUGCUUUGCCUGAAAUGGAAGAGAUUGCCAAACUUCUGCCCGACAUGGAAAAGAUUGGCGAGAACUUUACCUUCCUGAAAAGUCUUCUCUCCAGUGGUUUGGGUAGUGAAGUCAAUGGAGCUUCUGGUCUGCUUCUGUUAUUAGAAACCACAGGUGAAUCGGCCCUGAGAGCACCAGAUAUUCCACCAACAUCUGCAUCUAUGUCUGACAGCAGUGAUAAACAGUUCAAAAAGCAGGGGCUGCUCAGCGAGCUCAUUCUCAUUCAGCAGCAGAUCCAGCAGCACGAGGAGGAGAUGCGGCGGGCGGCGGCAGCCAAUAAUGCUCCGCCUCCGCCGCGUGAACCCCGCCCCAGCCCGGCCCCGAACCCCUCGCAACCCAAACAUAAGUCAUCUGAUAAAGAAAAAGUUGACCAGCUUCAAGAAGAACUUCUUCGAACUCAGUUGAAGUAUCAACGAAUGCUGGAACGUUUGGAGAAGGAAAAUAAGGAACUGAGAAAAGUCGUCCUGCAGAAAGAUGACAAGGGCAUUCACCAACGAAAAGUCAAGAAGUCUUUAAUUGAUUUGUACUCUGAGGUCCUGGACAUCCUUUCGGAUUAUGAUUCCAACUACAAUACCCAAGAUCACCUGCCACGAGUUGUGGUAGUUGGAGACCAGAGUGCAGGAAAGACCAGCGUGUUAGAGAUGAUCGCUCAAGCCAGGAUCUUUCCCAGAGGCUCUGGAGAGAUGAUGACUAGGUCUCCUGUCAAGGUGACGCUAAGUGAAGGAGCUCACCAUGUAGCAAUGUUCAAAGACAGCUCCCGUGAGUUUGACCUUGGGAAAGAGGAGGAUCUGGCAGCCUUAAGGCAUGAGAUCGAGAUCAGGAUGAGGAAGAGCGUGAAGGAGGGGCAGACGGUCAGCCCAGAGACUAUCUCUUUAAGUGUUAAGGGCCCGGGAAUCCAGAGAAUGGUGCUGGUUGACUUGCCCGGAGUCAUCAGUACUGUGACAACAGGAAUGGCCGCUGACACAAAGGACACGAUUUUCAGCAUGAGCAGAGCUUACAUGCAGAAUCCAAAUGCCAUCAUUCUCUGCAUUCAGGAUGGCUCAGUAGAUGCCGAGCGUAGUAUAGUCACAGAUCUGGUCAGUCAAAUGGACCCUCAGGGCAAAAGGACCAUCUUCGUUCUCACCAAGGUUGACCUGGCAGAAAAGAACCUGGCCAGUCCAAGCAGAAUCCAGCAAAUAGUUGAAGGAAAAUUAUUCCCAAUGAAGGCAUUAGGCUACUUCGCUGUAGUAACUGGCAAAGGCAGUACUAAUGAGAGCAUAGACUCGAUAAAGGACUAUGAAGAGGACUUCUUCCAGAACUCAAGACUGCUGAGAGAUGGCAUGUUGAAAGCUCAUCAGGUGACCACGAAGAACCUGAGUCUUGCUGUGUCCGACUGCUUCUGGAAGAUGGUCAGAGAGUCAGUGGAACAACAAGCUGAUGCCUUCAAAGCAUCCCGAUUUAAUCUGGAGACUGAAUGGAAGAACAACUACCCUCGCUUAAGAGAGCUGGAUAGGAACGAGCUCUUUGAAAAAGCCAAAAACGAGAUCUUGGAUGAGGUGAUCAGCUUGAGUCAGGUUACACCAAAACACUGGGAAGCCAUCUUGCAGAAGAAGCUUUGGGAGAGGGUCUCAACGCAUGUUAUCGAGAACAUAUACCUGCCUGCUGCCCAGACCAUGAACUCAGGCACCUUCAACACCACUGUAGACAUCAAACUCAAACAAUGGACUGAUAAACAACUUCCUCAUAAAGCACUAGAGGUUGCAUGGGAGACGUUGCAGGAAGAGUUUGCCCGCUUUAUGGCAGAAUACAAAGGGAAAGACCAGGAUGACAUCUUUGAUAAGCUUAAGGAAGCUGUUAAGGAGGAGAGCAUCAAACGGCACAAGUGGAAUGAAAGAGCAAUGGAUAGCUUGAGAGUGAUUCAACACAAUGCUCUGGAGGAUCGCUCUAUCACAGACAAGCCUCAGUGGGAUGCUGCUAUUCAGUUCAUGGAGGAAACGCUACAGUCUCGUCUAAAAGACACUGAAUCAGUAAUAGAAGAUAUGGUGGGUCCAGACUGGAAGCAGCGGUGGUUAAGGUGGACGAAUCGAACAGCAGAGCAGCACAUUCGCAACGAAACUAAAAACGAGCUGGAGCGUCUGCUGAAGCUUCACGAUGAUCACACCGCCUACCUGGCCAACGACGAGGUCACCACAGUGCGUAAAAACCUUGAGGCCCGAGGGGUGGAGGUGGACCCCGUUCUGAUCAAGGACACGUGGCACCAGCUUUAUCGACGUCACUUCCUGCAAAAGUCUUUGCUUCAUUGUAACCUCUGCCGGCGAGGCUUCUACUACUACCAGAGGCACUUUGUAGACUCUGAGGUAAAAAGACAGACAGGUUGACAGACUUUUUAGAUUUGUAAAGGGA
This is a messenger RNA of Misgurnus anguillicaudatus (oriental weatherfish), 3059 nucleotides long. The record is from RefSeq and is a predicted model, not a curated record. NCBI's taxonomy places the organism in Eukaryota, Metazoa, Chordata, Actinopteri, Cypriniformes, Cobitidae.